UUUAAGAACCACUGAUUUACAUGAACUGUCUGAAUGACUCAGGAGCAGUACAUCCUGGCAUCUCAGCCAAACCCCCUCCAAAGGCCGGGAUGUGCUACUGUGUACCCGGUGGGGAUUUAUGGCUGGCGAAAGCGCUGUCUCUAUUUCUUCAUCCUCCUGCUCCUCGUCACCAUGAUUGUCAACCUAGCCUUGACCAUCUGGAUUCUAAAGGUCAUGAACUUCACCGUGGAUGGCAUGGGAACUCUCCGCGUAACCAAAGAUGGCAUCAGAUUAGAGGGAGUGUCUGAGUUCCUCCUUCCACUUUAUGUGAAAGAGAUCAACUCCAGAAGGGACAGUCCUCUGGUCUUACAGUCAGACCGCAAUGUGACGGUGAAUGCACGAAAUAACCUUGGCCAGCUGACAGGACAGCUCACUGUGGGCUCUGAGAUGGUAGAAGCCCAGUGUCAGCGGUUCGAAGUGAGAAGUAGUGAUGGUGAGACAGUUCUCUUCUCUGCUGAUGAAGAGGAGAUCAGUAUUGGCACAGACAAACUGAGAGUCACAGGCAAUGAGGGAGUUGUGUUUAGUCAUUCAGUGGAAACGCCACAUGUUCGAGCUGAACCAUUCCAAGACCUGAAGCUAGAGUCCCCGACGAGGACACUGACACUGGAGGCCCCUAAAGGUGUUGAAGUCAACGCAGGAGUAGGGGAAUUCAAAGCUUCUUGUAGGAAAGAUCUCACUUUAGAGUCUUCAGAAGGAGAGAUCUUUCUAAACGCAAACUCAAUCCGUCUUGGAAAUCUUCCACACGGGAGCGUGGACACUUUGCUCGGUCCAGGGACCACGUACCCCAAGCAGACUGUGUACGAGGUGUGCGUAUGUCCCAGCGGCAAGUUGUAUCUGUCUCCGGCAGAGAGCUCCUCCACCUGCCAGACCACCAACAGUGUGUGUCUCUGGAGCUGAGAAAGGUGGGUGGGCCAUGGACCACCCAGCACCAGAAAGGCCUUCCUUCACCUUUCCACUCCUGCUCCUUCCCCUCCUCCUCUACUUUCUCUGACCUCUUUUCUUUCUCAAGACAUUUCUGUUGAGCCUUUCUUUUAUCCACCCAUCCAUCAAGCUGUCCAUAUCCCUAUCCAUUGGUCAGUCUAGUAUCUAUCUAUCUAUCUAUC
This is a messenger RNA of Sinocyclocheilus anshuiensis, 1142 nucleotides long. RefSeq names its product zeta-sarcoglycan-like. The record is from RefSeq and is a predicted model, not a curated record. The transcript has 8 exons. The coding region runs from base 34 to 936 and encodes 300 amino acids. Lineage: Eukaryota; Metazoa; Chordata; Actinopteri; Cypriniformes; Cyprinidae. Gene Ontology annotation, cellular component: sarcoglycan complex; sarcolemma. Gene Ontology annotation, biological process: heart contraction; cardiac muscle tissue development.